AUGGCAAAUGUUGCGAACUCCAAGGCUUACCACGAGAUGAAGCCGGUGAACGAGUUGGCCUUGGAGCAAGGAGAGCCUUUGAAGGAAGUGAUCGUGGCAGAAGCGACACCCAGCUACUUUGAGAAGAUGUUGGGAGCAGGUGAGGAGCCACCACCACAGCUCUCCCUGUACUACAGCAGCUUCAGUUUCCUUGGGGCUUUCGUGGGAAUGAGCGCCAUCGGCUUGCUGCACACCUAUGUGAUGAUGCCAGAAGCCAACAUGGCACUCUUGGUGGGCUCCUUUGGUGCGAUGUCCGUGAUUCUUUUCAGCGGAUUCAAGACUCCAGUGGCACAGCCCAAGAAUGUGAUCAUUGGCAACACCAUUGGUGGACUCGUUGGUGUGGUAGUCUUCGAAUCCAUGGCUUUGCUAGGCCUUCAACAGAUGCUGUGGCUGGGCGCUGCACUUGCAGUCUCCCUCACGAUCGUGGCGCAAGAGAUCACUGGCACCGUCCAUCCCCCAGGGGGUGCCACUGCCUUGAUUUACGUGAUCACACCUCCCGUCCAGCAUUUGAGGUAUUGGUUUGUUCUUUGCCCCUCCUUUCUGGGUGCAGUCAUUAUGGUGGCCGUGGCCUGUGUGACCAACAACUUGUCUUCUGACCGGGUCUACCCUCAGUACUGGUGGCCUUCUGCAGAAGAAGCACAUGUCUUGCCUGGCAAAGUCGCCUUCCAAGUUCUCCUGCGUGAGGCGAAACCACUUCCUGCUGCUUUCCCUCCCCUUGCUCAAACCUGGUGCAGUUUCUUGGGCGCCUUUGUUGGUGUGGCCACACUGGGAUUGCUGCAUACUCUGCUGAUUGGAGCCUUUGGUGCCAUGUCGGUCAUCAUCUUCUCCGCUUGGAAAGUGCCCUUUGCUCAGCCGAAGAAUGCGAUCAUCGGCAACACCUUGGGCGGACUGGUGGGCGUCUGUGUCUACAACUUUCUGCAGGCCUUUGGUUUGGGACAACAUGUCUGGUUUGGUGCAGCGCUCGCUGUGGCUUUGACCAUCCUGGUCCAGGAGAUCACCAACACCGUGCAUCCCCCUGGCGGUGCGACGGCUCUUCUCUUCGAGAUCGUGCCAAUGCUUCACAAGUUCGAGUUCAUGUAUGUGCUGACACCAUCCUUCCUGGGCACCGUGAUUCUGGUGCUCAUCGGCUGCAUCACCAACAACCUGGUGGCCAAGCGUCACUAUCCCCAAUUUUGGUUCCCCUUUUAG
Messenger RNA from Durusdinium trenchii, 1227 nucleotides. The record is from the annotation of a GenBank genome assembly. NCBI's taxonomy places the organism in Eukaryota, Dinophyceae, Suessiales, Symbiodiniaceae.